CCUGCGCCCCUGCCCCACCCAUGACACCGGCUCCCUCCACCUGCAGAAAGAAGAAAACAAAAACAAACUAGCAGGAUGGAGAGCAGAAAGCAACUGCUGCAGGCGCCACGCCCUGCGGCCAGGAAGCUUGGGGGUCCGCACCCAAACCGCCUAGGUGGUGAGGGUCGGGCACUGGGUAAUAAAAGAUUCAGCGCAUCAGAGGCAGGCUCAGGGAGGCAAAUUGCCCAAAAACAAGCUGGAUAUAAUCUGAGCACUUUUGAUGGUCAUUUCAGCUACAACCUGGAAAAUAAUUUGACUGUCCCGCCACUUUACAAAGGGAAGACAAUCAGCAUCAUCCUGCUCCAGUUACAAAGUCUCCAAGGACCCUCCUGGACUCCUUCUCCCCAGGCCCCUGGAAGGAGUGUGAUGCCCCUCACCCUCCUGCUGCUGCUCUGGGGGCCCCUGGCCCUGAUGGAGACCCGGGCGGGCUCCCACUCCCUGACGCUUUUCUACACCGCGAUGUCCGGCAAUGGCAACGGCAACAGCAAAGGCAAUGGCAACCACAACCACAAUGGGGAGCCCCGCUUCAUCGCUGUGGGCUACGUGGACAACACACAGUUCGGGCGGUUUGACAGCGACUCUCAGGGCCAGAGUGCGGAGCCCCGGGCGCCCUGGGCGGGGCAGGUGGGGCAGGAGGAGCAGGACGAGGAGACUCAGAUCCAAAGGAACAACGCACAGUGGUUCGAAGCGCUCCUGAGGGACCUGCGCGGCCGCUACAGCCAGAGCGAGGACGGGUCUCACACCCUCCAGAGCAUGUUUGGCUGUGAAGUGGGGCCAGACCUGAGCCUCCUCGGCGGGUAUGACCAGUUUGCCUACGACGGCGCGGAUUUCAUCUCCCUGAGCGAGGACCUGCGCUCCUGGACCCCCGCGGACUCGGUGGCUCAGAUCACCCAGCGCGAGUGGGAGGCGCAGGGGAGGGCCAGGCGCGUCAGGAACAGUGUGCAGAGCAGGUGCUUCCAGUGGCUCUGCAGACUCCUAGAGUCGGGGAAGGAGGUGCUGCAGCGCUCAGAUCCCCCCAAAACACAAGUGACCCACCACCUCACCUCUGAGCAUAAGGUCACCCUGAAGUGCUGGGCCCUGGGCUUCUACCCUGCGGAGAUCACCCUGGCCUGGCAGCGUGAUGGGGCGAACCUGACUCAGGACACAGAAUUGGUGGAGACCAGGCCUGGUGGGGAUGGAACCUUCCAGAAGUGGGCGGCUGUGGUGGUGCCUUCUGGAGAGGAGCAGAGAUACAUGUGCCGUGUGCAGCAUGAGGGGCUGCUGGAGUCCCGAGUCCUCACUUGGGUGCCCCCUCCUCAGUCCUCCAUCCCUAACACUUGCCUCGUUGUUGGCCUGGUUCUCCUUGGAGCUGUGCUCACUGGAGCUGUGGUGGCUGCAGCUGUGCGGUGGAGGAAUACGCGCUCAGGGGGACACGCAAUCAGCUACAGUCAGGCUGCAGCAACAGCACCCGGGACUCUGGGAUGUCUCUCACCCCCUGGGAAACCCCAGAGGACAGGGCCAGGUUGUGGGGAGCUGUGAGCGGGACAGUCUUAGGAUGUAGUGCGCCAGUGUAACUCUGUGACAUUCAAGAUGGUGAUAACAAUGAGCUCUCAGAUAAGGAUUCCAUGUCCCUUGAAGUGUCUUUCAAAAUAAACAUGAUUUAA
Talpa occidentalis (Iberian mole) is the source of this 1682-nucleotide messenger RNA. Its product is annotated as class I histocompatibility antigen, Gogo-OKO alpha chain-like. The record is from RefSeq and is a predicted model, not a curated record. The transcript has 10 exons. Lineage: Eukaryota; Metazoa; Chordata; Mammalia; Eulipotyphla; Talpidae. Gene Ontology annotation, biological process: positive regulation of T cell mediated cytotoxicity; immune response; antigen processing and presentation of endogenous peptide antigen via MHC class I via ER pathway, TAP-independent. Gene Ontology annotation, molecular function: peptide antigen binding; signaling receptor binding. Gene Ontology annotation, cellular component: external side of plasma membrane. Bases 76 to 1557 code for a protein of 493 amino acids.